This is a messenger RNA of Chrysochloris asiatica (Cape golden mole), 459 nucleotides long. It is a transcript of the gene RNASE13, whose product is annotated as ribonuclease, RNase A family, 13 (non-active). The transcript has a single exon. Lineage: Eukaryota; Metazoa; Chordata; Mammalia; Afrosoricida; Chrysochloridae. The record is from RefSeq and is a predicted model, not a curated record. The coding region runs from base 1 to 459 and encodes 152 amino acids. Gene Ontology annotation, molecular function: nucleic acid binding.
AUGACACCUGUGGUGGGCUGGCUGUUUCUCCAGCUUGUUCUAAGACCAACUCUGGUCCUGGGUAUCAACAUACAGCGUGCCAUUAAGAACUUUGAACACUUAUUCAUCGAUUUCCCUCGGGUUGAGUAUGAAGACAGUUUCCAGGGCUACUGUAAUGGUAUUAUGGCCUAUGUGCGUGGUGCAAUGCAAAAGUGGAAUUGUCCAAAGAUCCAUUAUAUGGUACAUGUUCCCAUCCAAUCCAUCCGGAAGUACUGCAUGCAUAGUGAGAACUUCUGUGUGAGCUACAACCAAUACUGCACAAUAACCAAGGACUCCUUCCCUCUCACAAUCUGCCAGUGGAUCCAGAGCUACCCACCCACCAGUUGCCGCUACAAUACUACCCUAACCAACAGCAGGCUCUACCUGCUCUGUUCCCGCAGGUAUAAUGCUGAACCAUUAGAUGUCAUUGGUAUCUUCUAG